Molecule: messenger RNA, 1958 nt
Organism: Stereum hirsutum FP-91666 SS1
Lineage: Eukaryota; Fungi; Basidiomycota; Agaricomycetes; Russulales; Stereaceae
Product: MFS general substrate transporter
Exons: 7
Coding region: 211-1755 (514 amino acids)
Biological process (GO): transmembrane transport
Molecular function (GO): transmembrane transporter activity
Source: RefSeq, a predicted model, not a curated record
AGUCGAAGACGUCGCAGAGGACGACGUCGCCACGGCUAACCUGGCUUCUCCGAAGAACAUCUCAGCGGAUACAUAAGUUGAGCGCUAGCGCUUACAGAACAGUAAGCAGGAAAAGCUUUACCUCUCGCAGCGUCGUUCUCUAGAGCAAAGUUCUUUCGUGGAUUCGCUGGUCGCACGAGGCUCUAACUUCGGACCACUGAUUCGACAACCAUGUCUUCACAGUCUCGCGAAAGACAGAUUUCGGGGGAAUCGAUUGCGGCUCCCAGCUACGACGAGUCACACGAAGAUGAACCUCUCAAGCCAUCCAAGCCGUCCUCCAACCCUCUGCCUAGAGAGUUCUGGUUUGUAAUACUCAUAAUGUGGGCCGAGCCCAUCUGCGGAACGGUCAUCUAUCCGUUCAUCAACGCUCUCGUUCGCGAGACCGGUGUCACUCAUGGCGACGAGGCCAAGACGGGGUAUUAUGCCGGCGUGAUUGAAUCGUUGUACUUCGUAGGAGAGAUGAUCUCCGUCGUCGCCUGGGCCAAACUCUCGGAUCGUUACGGAAGGAGACCCAUCCUGCUCUGGGGCCAGCUCAUCCUCGCAGCAUCCUUGUUCAGUUUUGGCGCCUCUAAAGCCUUUUGGCAGCUUUUCGUCAGUCGUUUGAUACAAGGCAUUGCCAAUGGUAAUAUUGGCGUUACAAAGUCGGUCGUGGCUGAAGCCACAGAUUCGACCAACCGUGCCAGGGCCUUCGGUGGUAUUCCUUUGGUGUGGGCUAUUGGUGUUACUAUUGGUCCUUUUAUAGGUGGUUACUUUGCGAACCCAGCAGAUCACUGGCCGGCGCUUUUUGGUCGAUAUCGGUUCCUCGUAACCCACCCUUAUUUUCUUCCCUGUGCCGUGAUGGGCCUAAUGGUCUUCAUUAUCUUUAUAAUCGUCUUCAUCGGUCUGAGAGAGACGUCUCCCAUUAUUCUCAGGCGCAAGGCACGCGAGUCAAAAUCUGCGUCCUCAACACCCAUCGAGACCGAGCGCAGCCACUUGCUUGAUCACCAAGAGGGUUUCCACUACAACGGCGCCGAGCCCCUCCCACUUACUCUUCCUACCCCCGAACACGAACCUCGCUCAGCGUCAAUUCGCGAAGUCUUCGGCGAUCGCAACGUCGCGAUCCUUCUCCUCAACAUGGCCUUCCUUGCCUUCUGGGGACAAUGCCAGGACGUCCUCCUUCCCCUCAUGCUCUCUACCUCCGUACCGCUCGGUGGACUCGGCUUCGAUCCUCGUACUAUCGGUCUCAUCAUGGGCAGUAUGGGGCUUGCGAACGGAUUGAUCAUCUCCAUGUUUCUUGCGAGGGUGGUGGAUAAGUACGGGGCGAGGACGGUUUAUGCAACAGCCUAUAAGGGGAUGCUGUUCGUCUUCCCGGCAUAUCCUCUACUGAAUUGGUUGGCUGUGAGGGCUGGAGGGCACGCCAAUUGGUCUGUAUGGACUUUACUAGUCCUCCAACUUUUCUGCGCUAGCGCGCCAUAUGCCUGUUACGGGACUAUAUACAUGCUGUUCAUCGACCAUACUACCGAUGAAGAGCUCGCUACAGUCAAUGCCCUCGGACAGAUGAUAAACUCAUCAUUAAGGUCCUUAGCGCCCGUGUUCGCCACCUCGCUCUUCGCGGUCAGCGUUGAAAAGCAUAUACUCGGAGGGACGCUAGUAUUUUGGAUCUGUUCUGCGGGAGUUGUAAUGGCUGUUUGGGUGACGACUAAGAUCCCGAGGAGCGGCAGUAAACGUUGCGAGUAGGCAACUUCGAUGUGGGGAUUCGGAAAACGAUGUCGGGUGCGAGGUUAUUUUCCCUUUCUACGUAGAGUGUUUCGCAAAGUGCUUGGACUUAUAUCCCUAGACAGAUUGCAUGAUGAUAUCUCCCACCAAAAUUGUAGCGGCAAGCCAAAGGAUUCUGUACUAGCCCGUUAACGAAACGGCUAAAGCCACAAUAAACAAUUGUA